GCUCUCUAUUGUACAAGUUUCAAAAGACAAACUUGGACGAUCCGAGAGAAUGUGUGGUUGUUGAACAGUGGUUGAGAGUCAUCAUUUGCAGUUUAGUACUUAUGAGGAAAUUUAAAGAAGGAUAGGCAUAUUUUUAGUGCAUACGUCGUAGUUGUUAGGCAUGUAAGGUAUAGGCCUGAGUUGUACCACACUUAAAGUUCGGAGGUUUUACAGAAUUAAUGACGAAACAUCACCAUGAUCACAUUUCGUCAUGUGGGCUAGCAAUAGUCUGAAGUCGUGCACUACAUCUUCAUCUUCUAGUUAAACAGUUGAUGAACCCUAAAGAUUAAGAGGAGGGCCAGCAGUUCUGAUGCCCUAGGAUAAGAGCAUCUUUCUUCCAGGAGCCAGGGAAGGCAUCCUCGGUUGCCAUGGAGACAGAGGAGACAACCGAGGACCCCUGAUAGACAGCUCAUCUUGGAGCGGGUUCACCAGAGGCGAUCCCAGUCAUGUGGAGUCUGCAUUAUUGUUGAAUCAGGAUAGUGACAAUGAUUACAGUCAAUGGAUGCGUCCCGCCGUCCGUUGGCAGAAGCUCUCCCGGAAACGAGGCGAUCGCUGCAUGGGGGUGCUUACCAUUUGCUGUCUGCUGCUGCUGGUUCUGGUGGUAGCCACUGUGGGCUUUGUCUGCAACAGACCCCAUUCGACAGCAUGCCUAGAGCCACGCUGCAUCCAGGCCACGGCCAACAUCCUCAAGAUUAUGGAUCUAGACGCAGACCCCUGCCAGGAUUUCUACCAGUACGCUUGCGGCAAGUACGCGGAGGUGACAGACAUCCCCGAGGACAAAUCCAAGUGGAGCUUCUUCGGGAAUGCUGUGCUGCACAACAAAAAGCUCAUCAGGAAGCUUUUAGAAAAAGACGGUUUUAACUACAGAGGAGUGCACAGUGAAGCAUUGUAUAAAACCAAGACCUAUUACGAGGCCUGUAUGAACAACAGUAUAUCAGAAAGUGCCCGGGCAGAACCAUUAUUACAGCUGAUAGAAUCACUGGGCGGGUGGACGUUAUUAGAUAAUGGUACAGCAGCUGAACAAUGGGAUGAGGGAUCUUGGAGCCUGGAGCAGAGACUAAUCCAGCUACAUGAGAUGAGACUAUUUGUGCUCUUCACCAUGGUUGUCGGAGCAGAUGACAAAAACUCCAGUGAAAAUAUACUGCAGUUUUACCAGUCUGGCCUCGGACUCUCUGCACCGCAAAUUUACGAAAGCAAUGAUACAAAAAUAGUCGAUGCCUACAUUGAACUGGGAGCCACCGUGGUGACCCUGCUCAGGCUGAAUGGCUCGCCAGAGGUCUGGGAGCACGCUCAAAUGAAACAAGAGGCCAGACGAAGAAUAGAGGAGAUUGUUGAAUUUGAGAAAACCCUUAGCAAGCUGUUUGUCCCCAAGAACAAGCUGCGAGACCCCGUGGCCAUCUACAACCGGAUGCCCCUGCAGGAACUGAUCGACAUGGUCCCCCAGCUGGACCUACAGGCCUACGUGGCCGACACCCUAGGCGGGGACGUCAAUCGCUCCCUGGAGGUGGUGGUCUACACGCCCAGCUACUUCCACAAGCUGAACCAGCUGCUGAAGGACACACCGGCCAGGGUUCUGGCAGACUACACCAUUUGGUACACGGUCCAGCCGUUUCUCAACUACCUGUCCCAGCCCUUCCAGACAGCAGUCACAGAGUUCAGCAAGGUGGUGCGGGGGAUCGACACCCAGCCCCCGAUGUGGGAGCGCUGCAUGUCCAAAGUCGACGCUGCCUUUGGGUUUGUGACGGGGGCGCUCUUCGUGGAGGAGAGAGAUUCCGAGGUUACAAAGAAGAAGGCCCUCGAGUUGAUCGAGGAUAUCCGUGAAGCCUUCUUGCAGAACCUGCCGCUGGUGGAGUGGAUGGACGACAAGACCAGGGCCCGUGCCGAGGACAAGGCCCGGGCUGUGAAAGACAAGAUAGGCUUCCCCGAUUGGAUCUUGGACCCGGUACAGCUGGACGAGUACUACCGUGGGCUGAACAUUUCGACCGCAAACAAGUUUGACAACAUGGUGAACAUCAUGAAGUUUUUCCACUACAAGUCGCUGAAGGAUUUCGGCACCCCUGUUGACAAGACUAGAUGGAGCAUGGCCCCGGCUGAUGUCAAUGCCUACUACAGUGCUUCCCUGAAUCAAAUGGUCUUCCCCUCUGGAAUUCUGCAGGCGCCGUUUUUCAACAAUGACGUGCCAAUGUCCAUGAAUUUCGGAGCCAUCGGCAUGAUCAUGGGCCACGAGCUGACUCACGGCUUUGACAACCAGGGUCGGAAGUUUGACAAGUUUGGCAACCUGGACGACUGGUGGGAGAACAUGUCGGCCUCGGCUUACGUGGAGCGAUCUGAGUGCAUGGAGAAGCAGUACUCAGCUUACGAGGAGCACGGGGUGAAUCUGGACGGCCAUUUCACCCUGGGCGAGAACAUAGCCGACAAUGGGGGGUUGAAGAUUGCCUACAUGGCCUACCAGAACUGGCGGCGGGACAACCCCGAGGACCUGAAGCUGCAGCUCAACCUGACCGCCAACCAGGAGUUGUUCCUGGGCAUGGCCCAGGUCUGGUGCAGCUACUACACACCGGAGCACGCCCAGCUCAUGGUCUACACCGAUCCGCACGCCAGCGAUAGAUUCAGAGUCAUGGGUGCCAUGUCGAAUAUGCCAGAGUUCAGUGAAGCAUUCAACUGCCCUGUAGGAAGUCCUAUGAAUCGUGAGGACAAGUGUAGAGUUUGGUGAUUGUCAAGAUGAUCAGGUGUUAUAAACGGCAGUACUUACCUGUAUUUCAAGGGAAAAACGUCAGAUGUUCUUUUAAAUCUGAGUUUUCUGGGCAGCUGGCCAAAACUGUGUUUUCUAUUUUGGGUUUCUUGGGGGUGAAGGUCAUUUUGUAGUCUGAUUUUUUUUUUCAAAAGAAAUCUCCUUACGGUUGAAGGAUUAACUUUGGAAAGUGAACGUUCUUUGGCAAAAUAAAGUUCAUUUGAGGUGCAAGAUGUCACAGAGGGGAAAAUGAAUUGCCUAAGAUUUAGGGGUUACGGUGUUGGGUUAUAAUUUAAGCUAUUUUAAAAAAGCAACAGGUAAUCUGUAAGGGUAAAGUUUAGAAAUUGAAGUUCAGGAUAUUUUAGACAUAUUUCAAGUCCCUAAUCUGUAAAAUCAAAAAUUGUAGAAAACAACAACAUCAUUUUUGGUAAUUUUGCCUUCUUACGGCCGAGCCCAGCCCAGAGCUGCAAGAUUUUGGCACAUCACAAAUAUAAACGUCCAGAAAGUACUCUUCACAGACACUAUAGUCACAGUGAUGUGAAAACUUUUAAUUUCUGUAAAGAGCAUAUCUGUGAAUCCCUCAAAACUUCUCAACGGCAGAUUUUGGAUUCUGAAGGAUUUAGGCUACAUGUACUUACCUGUUGUGGUUAAGGACAUUACUUGGCAAGACAGGAAUCUUAUUUCUUGCACCCACCCCCACUCAGUAGCCGGGAAGCAAAAUAGUUAUAGAAAGAUGGCUUUUUGGGGAUUUCCCUUUCACUCCCAAAGAAUAUAAAACUCCCAAAUAUAGCCAUACACUUCUGAAAGGCCUUAACGUCCCAAGAUUCUGUUGAGAGAUUUUAUAUGUGCCUUGUGUACAGUACGUGAAUAUAAUUAUCAUAUUUACAAAGAUACUUAUUGAAAUUCAGGGUGGAUGUUUUGCUCCAAAUGAGGUCUACUCAUAGUACUUGGUAUUUGAGGGUAAAUGGGUGGAAGGAAACACCAUCUUGAGUCGAACAGAAAGUGGUACUUAAAUGCCUCGGAUAUUCAGAUGAGAGACUUGCUUACAUGCGCCUUGUGAAAUGUUUGAAGCUGGCUCAGUUUAUAAAUGAUGCUAUCGUAUUCGCAAAGUUACUUAUCAAAAGCCAGGGUGAACAUUCGGCGACAAACUUGCAAGAAUUUGCAAGAACCAAAGCCACGCAAAAAAAGCAUCCUCAUGGCUUGCCAGUGCCUGAAAGUCUUGGCUGCAGCAUCAAGGAGUGGCACAGGCAUUGAGGGAAGCCGUUGGCUAGCGGCUGACUCCAUUUCCCACAGACAAGUGUGUUACAGACUGCUGCAGCCAAGACAUCCGGACACAGCCAGUACAUGUAGGUUGCCCAGUUUAACAGCACAGAUUUCAGGUAUGGACCCAACUUCAGGCACAGAAGUAUUUUCUGCUGAAGAGGUCCACAGAAUUGGCCCUUUCAAAUGAUGUCCAGGCAGUGAUGUACAAUUUGCACAAACAGUUUGGCUAUGCAAAGUUAACUGAAACAAAAAUCCUUCCCUGUCCAUACGAACAGAUUGCACGUAUUUAUAUUUAUCUUUCCAGCAAUAUUUUCCAUCAUCAAACAUGUGGUGGACUUUAAGCUUUCAACAUUUGUAACAGGUCUUCACAAAAUAUGAAUUACCAAACCUGACAUAGAAAACUUGUUCAACUUUUAGUGGCAAGAAGUUAUUCCCUUAUGAAAACAUACGUAUUUAGUGCUAUGUGUGUGUCAUAAACUAAACUUUUUUCUUCCUUGCCAAAGCCAUUUUUAAAAAUUAUAUUUUUGAGAACUUUUGGAAUUUAAAUAAAUAUUUUUGUGUUUCCUUGAACCUUAUAUUAACAAAAGGCAUUGUUCCCAUACUCAUGAAAUAGGUACACUUUUUUUGUUAAGAACUUGUAAAAUAGCUGUUUCUGUUAAAAUUUCUUGCCUUAAUAUUUUUUUAUUCAUUUGUCGGUUAGAGUAGUCUUACAUCAUAUAGGAGUUAUCCAUCUGUAACAUACAACUGUAUUUCAAAUUUUUUAGGGGAGGGGAAGGCCAACUCCGAAUUGCAGUUUGCACUUAUUGGCAAGAGUAAAUUAAAAAUGAAGGGCCUUAUUCGCACUAAUCCCAGCGGGAGCCAAACAGUGCAACUAGGCUGCAACUGUACUACGACUGGUCUCACUCGAAUGGGAAACUGAUGGUGGCAGAAGAUGUACAAGUCCUUUUUGCCAGUUCUGAGCUGUGAAAAAGGCCGAUAUGUCAGUUGCCACCAGCAUCCCCAAAUCUCCCAUUGAGAAUUCAAUAAGAUUCUGAUUUCUUUUUCCAAGUCAGGGAGAUGGCAUGGAGGAAUAUUAUCACCCCCCCCAAGCUCAUUUUAUACUAAACAGCUGCCAGCGUUGUGGCCUGGAAAAUAGCUUAACACCCACCCAUGUCAAAAAGAUUGAAGUUGUAACGUCUCAAUUCAUUCCUCCUGAAAUGAAUUGGGUUCAUGUAGCGUCAACCUUCCCUUGUUGCAACCUUUGCAAUUGUACAUGAGAGGUUACAGCAACACACCACUUGCCCUGUUCAUGUUGUGUGGCUCUGGAUGCUGUGCCAGUGUAUAGUAAGUGCAAGGCAGCGCUACAAUGAUGAGGGGGGGGGGAACAGACGUCACUGAAUUUCCAUGACCAAUAUUUUUACACAUGGGAUGCAUCUAAAGACGCCCACGAGUGUCUAUUGAGCCCAGUCCGUGUUUCCACUGUCGACAUUUUUGGCCCGCCUGUUCUGGCAAAAGUGGAAAUGUACGAUUUUGAUAAAAAUUGGUGCAAUACAUUAGUGGAAAAACGCUGAAGGCUUGGCGCGAUGAAAUGAAGAGCUGUUUGACGAUAUCUGAGAAAUUAUGAAGAGGGGCAAUCCUCCCUGCUCUUUUAGGGUCAAAGGUUACAUAUUUACAAAAUAAAGAGAAACCAUUGAGGACCAAUGAAUAUUAAUUACAGUAUUCAGAAAUGUAAUACAUCAUUCCAUUUUUAAUUACAUGUAGCUACAAUCUUUGGCACGUCGUUCCCCUGAGUUCACAACAAACCUGUGUUAACAUUGAUGAGUCACUUGCCAAAAGCCUUUGAGGCCACGCAGCAUUGACAUAAUUACAUGUACAUCUAUAUCCAGUGGUAAGGAAAAGAUUUUGGUUUACUGGAAUUUUAAUUUUUAAUCUUCUGCUUCCAAUGUUAUUGUAUCUGUAUUACAAAAUGUACUUCACGUAAGUUUUGUUACAUAAUGUUCAUAGAGAUGCUACUAUAAUCAUGAUAAGUAAUUAAAUAAAGGCUUAAUUGUGACCCAAAACACACUUGACUUGGAAAUUGGCACCUCACGAAGACAAGCUAUUGGAUGUGCAGGUACAUAACCUAUACAUGUAAUAGAUGAUUGUGUGUUCCAUGAGAUCAGUUUUUA
Messenger RNA from Acanthaster planci (crown-of-thorns starfish), 6180 nucleotides. RefSeq names its product endothelin-converting enzyme homolog. Gene Ontology annotation, cellular component: plasma membrane. NCBI's taxonomy places the organism in Eukaryota, Metazoa, Echinodermata, Asteroidea, Valvatida, Acanthasteridae. Gene Ontology annotation, molecular function: metalloendopeptidase activity. Gene Ontology annotation, biological process: protein processing. The record is from RefSeq and is a predicted model, not a curated record.